GAUGUCGCGCGCUCACGUUAGCGUGUUUGAAACACACGCACUGCUGAAAUGUGAUUUUUUGUAAACAAAUUAAUUUUAUUUUCAUGUCUUUGUUGUAAAAAUGUUUUCUUUCAAUCAGAGCUGCUGGUUUAUCCGGAAGGUGGUCAGAUGGAGAGCUAUAGCCAGUAUAGCGUGGUCAGUGUUGCUGCUGCCUCCCAUCACCUCACUCCUCAUCUUUAUCAUCAGAUUCAGUGUGUUUCACCCCACACACUGGCUCUCGGGAUGUUUGGGUGUGCUGACCGAGGCAAGUACACUCUUCUCCAUGUUCCUCCUCUGUUCAGCUGUUAUUCUCAUCGCCUUCUUCAACCUGCAGUAUUACACGGUGGUUCCCUCCAUCCCGUGUUCCCGAGUGGCUCUCCUGGCUGAGGUUCUUCACCCUGGUCAGUGUCUUCACUCUCUGGUGCACUGCGCAGUGGGGAUGCUGGUGAUGUGGUGUGUGUGUGUUAUGGCUGGAGGACGCUAUCACACACUCCACACACCCUGCACUCACAGUGAGAGUGGCGGUCCUGAUCUCUGCCUGAAUGAGUAUCACCUCUUCAUGCUGCUGGCCGGAGCGUUUAUGGGCUACUCUCACAGUUUAUUGGGCAUGGUCCAGAACAUCCACUACGUCUCCUUCCACAUCAUACAGCAAUAUAAGUACAUGCGCUUUAAAGGCUCCGCCUGGUGGCUGGUGAAGUGCAGCGCGGUCCAGUCUUUAUACUCGGUCAGGAACUACAUCAUCCUCUACUUCCUGUUCGGACGUGUCCCCAGGACGUGGAUCUCCCACACACUGAAUCUGCAUGUGGACAGCUCUGUUCAUUCUCUGGACUCGUUUGGCGGUCUGUGUGAUGUGUCCUUGUUCUAUCAGCUGUGGGUCAGUGGGAUGUUCCUGCUGCUGACCUGGUACCUGACUGUGCUGCUCUUCAGGAUCUUCAUCACUGAGCCCUACAGGUUUCCGGUGCAGUCGUUGUUCUCCGAGGACGCAGAAGAGUGUCUUCCUAAAGUCCUGACUGAAAACAGCGUCCUGGUCAUGAAGUUUCUAGCGCUGCAGGAUCUGGCGCUGCUUUCCCAGCAUUCCCCUUCCCGCAGACAGGAAGUCUUCAGCCUCAGUCAGCCAGGUGGUCACCCUCAUAAUUGGAAUGCUGUGAGUAAGGAGUGUGUGUCGCUGCUGAGUGAGUUAACACAGCGCCUCGUCGCUCAUCACGAUGUGGUGGCGUCUAAUGGCAGAACCAAACCUCCGUCUGACAGAAGUGACCCCAGAUCCAGCUCUUCAUCCUGCUCGGUGACGUCAGGGACGGAGGAUCUUCCUGACUCUCCUCACCGCAGUGCUCUGACCCGGACCCCUGCUUCGGUGUUUGGUUCUGCAGUGAAGGGUGUGAACUCGCCCCUGACUGCCCCAUUCACCCCCGACCUGACCGCACCGUUCUCCAGCCCCGCCCUCAGACCCCUGCUCAGCCCACAGGUGGCCCACAGACCCUGGUUGGGUUCGGUCCAGAGUCCUCAUGUCACCCGGAGGAACCCCAAACUGUGGAGCACAUCCACCGACUCGCAGACUAAUGGGAGCCCAGCUCCGUCUCCUGACCCCGCCCCUAAACCUGCAGAACAACAGAAACCCAGCUUUCUGUCCCAGUGGCUCCAGAACAGGAAGGAACAGGUGAAGGGUUUCUUGGCAAAGCGUGUGCUGGUUGUGUAUUUAUUUAAUAAGCUGCCCGAGGCGUCCAGUCAGGCUCUGUUUGCUGAUAGCCAGGCACACAUCUGGGCUCUGGAAGGAUUGUCUCAUCUGGUAGCUGCUUCAUACUCUGAGGAUAAGUACGGAGUGGUGCAGACUACAUUACCCAGCAUCCUCAGCUGCAUGCUGUCUCUGCAGGAGGCAGUGGACCGUCACUUUAAACUGCCCCAUGCCUCGAGUAAGCCGGGGAAGACGUCCUACAGUUUGGGCGACUCGGCCUAUAAAACCCUGCGCUUUGCUCUGAGAGCCACUCUGAAAACCGCCAUCUACAGGAUCACCACCACCUUCAGAGAGCACUUACAUGCGGUCAGUAUUCCAGUGGAGCAGCAGAAGAGACUUCAGCAGUUCCUGGAGUAUAAGGAGUAGCACUUUCUCCACAUGCUUCAGCUCUGAGGAACCCAGAUGUUCUCUGAGGAACUCGCUGCUCGCUCAGAUGGUCAGAUUUGUUCUGUCCUGCUUCCUCCUUUUGGCUUCGUCCUCCUCCUCCUUCCAUCUUCACGCUGAACUCACGACUGCAUCUGAAGGUGGUGGUGAUGAUGAUGAUGGUCACAUUUAUUAAACUUUGGGUUUGCUAGAUUUAUUUAGAAAAAAAAAAGAAUUAAAUAAACUUUUCUACUCUGUUCUUUUUCUCGGUUUGUUCAGUCACUCGUUCUGACAUUUUAAUAGGAACACUGCUGUGAAAGUUCACAAACAUCGAUUCAAAUAAAUAA
Molecule: messenger RNA, 2457 nt
Organism: Hemibagrus wyckioides
Lineage: Eukaryota; Metazoa; Chordata; Actinopteri; Siluriformes; Bagridae
Gene: ndc1
Product: NDC1 transmembrane nucleoporin
Exons: 18
Coding region: 101-2113 (670 amino acids)
Biological process (GO): nuclear pore organization
Cellular component (GO): nuclear pore transmembrane ring
Molecular function (GO): protein-macromolecule adaptor activity
Source: RefSeq, a predicted model, not a curated record